UAUUACGUCGUCGAGAAAAAGGUGAUUUUUCUGUAAGGUGAUUUCAGCAUUAUGAGUGAACCUGAGGUGAAAAAACAACGUACAGACAAUGGGGUGAGUGAAGCCAAAGUGCUUCCGGAAGAGGCGCUCAGGCCGGGAAUUCUUGACCCAAAGUUCCAGGACGAAUUAAGAGACUCGAUCCGUAACUCUGAUCCUUACAAGCAUGGUGUGAUCCACGGGCUGCUUAACGAUAAGUUGCUGAGACAGGCUCGGGAAGAGAUCCUGGAACAUUUGCACUUUACCCAGAAGGAGACUGACAUUUACAAGGUCAACCAGACGGGAGAUCUUGCCAAUCUCAGUGGGUUGGACACUGACGAGCUGUCGAAGCUCAAGGCGGUUGCAAAAGUUCGGGAGGGCCUUUAUUCGAAGGAGUUUCGGGAAAUGAUGAGCUACGUCACUGAUUGUGGACCUCUAUCAGGAAAGCAGCAGGAUCUCAGUAUUAAUUUGUACAACAAGGGAUGUCAUUUACUGAACCACGACGAUGUUAUUGGAACUCGUCGGAUCUCGUAUAUCCUGUACUUGGUGCCCCCAGACACCCCCUGGGACCCGAAAUGGGGUGGUUCGCUUCGCCUCUUCCCCAUUGAGCAACCAGGUGUCCCAGCGGCCGAUUUCAGCAAGGAGAUCCCCCCCGAGUGGAAUCAGCUGUCGUUCUUCAAGGUUCAACCAGGCUACUCCUUCCACGAUGUUGAGGAGGUUUACGUAGACCAACCGCGGCUAUCAAUUUCUGGUUGGUUCCAUAUUCCUCAUCCGGACGAACCAGGAUACGAUGCGAACAUACUGGCAGAGGACGACGGGUCCAAGGCCACUCUGGCUCAAUUAUCAGGCCGGGGUGACUCCCAUCAUUUCGAGCCGUAUACGGACGAUGAGAAAGCUGAGCUUUCCGAGGCAGAUAAAGAGUACCUGGGCGAGUUUAUCAACCAGGACGUGUUGGACCGCGUGCCGUCAUUGUUGGAGACGUUUACCUCUGCCAGUGUUUUAACAAUUGCAAACUUCCUCAAGCCUGAUGUUUUCGACAAGAUUGCUCAGGCUACUGAGGUGGAUGACCUGGCCAAAAUCCCCAAAACUGAGAAGGAUAUCUCAGCUCCCUGGCAGUUGGCCAAGCCCUCGCAUAUUCGUCACUAUAUGUUCAUUGCAAAUGACGAGCAAGUCCCUGCUACUGAGGAUCUGGCUGCCCAUGUUGAAUUGCAAAAGAUUCGUGAUUUCAUAGUGUCCCCACAAUUUGGUCGCUUUGUUAAUGCUAUCACCAGCUUGGAGCCCAAGUCUCGUUACGCGGAGGCGCGUCGGUUCCGUCCCGGUCACGAUUUCACUUUGGCUACUGGGCUUCCUCAAGACGCGCUUCUGGAAGCUACGCUUCAUCUUACGUCUGCAAAAUGGUCGGAUGAUGUAGGCGGAUAUGAAAUGCUGAUGGCUACGGAAGACAAUGACGACGAUCCAGCGGUUUAUCGAGCGGCGGCUGAAUCGAUGGUGCUCCACAGCUCUGCUCCUGUUGCGAACGAGCUGGUGAUUUAUUUACGCGAAAAAGAAGUGCUCCAGUUUGUCAAGUACGUCUCCCGAAAUGCCCCCAGUUCUCGCUGGGACGUUGCCGCUGAGUUUGAGGUUGAUUUCGGAGACGAAGAGGACAAGUAG
Messenger RNA from Wickerhamiella sorbophila, 1665 nucleotides. Its product is annotated as Prolyl 3,4-dihydroxylase ofd1. NCBI's taxonomy places the organism in Eukaryota, Fungi, Ascomycota, Dipodascomycetes, Dipodascales, Trichomonascaceae. Gene Ontology annotation, biological process: regulation of translational termination; peptidyl-proline hydroxylation. The coding region runs from base 52 to 1665 and encodes 537 amino acids. Gene Ontology annotation, cellular component: cytoplasm. Gene Ontology annotation, molecular function: peptidyl-proline dioxygenase activity; iron ion binding; L-ascorbic acid binding. The transcript has a single exon. The record is from RefSeq and is a predicted model, not a curated record.